AUGACUGAACAAGCCCGUGUGCUGAGAGCGACACGCGAUGCAGCACUGGGGAACAAAUUCCACAAACUGCCUGAUCCGACGUCAUCCAGAGGUGGCACACUGCUACACAGCCUGUCGUCAAAGGAACUGACGAAGGAGCAAGUACAGAUUUUACGGCACGAAGCCUCAUUCAACACAGCUGACGCCAAACCUGUCAACAUGAUUGCAGCUGUGGGAUCGGUCAUUAAUCAGACGGAAGCGGCGGAGGAGACAGAGAACCUAAUCCGACACCAAAUGUCGUCCCGCCUUAUGACCCACAAACCGCGGGAAAUAUUCCCAAAGGUCGAACGCGAUGCACUAAGAGAACUCAAGGCCGACAAGGACAUCGUCAUCGUGCCCGCGGAUAACGGCCGUUCCACCGUCGUACUGGGCAAAACAGACUACCUUCAGAAGGCCAAAGACCUACUGGAGGAUCGCCAGUUUUAUGUCCCAUGUGAAACCAACCCCGUAAAGACGCUGACACGCGAAAUUACUGCGACACUGUUGGCACUAGAGAACUCGGGUGCAAUGACAUCGACCGACCGACGCAUGCGAGAGCCCAAGAAACGGCCUUGGCCCGAUUCUAUGGUCUCCCAAUGUGCACAAGGAGGACGCUCCUCUCCGGCCCAUUGUAUCGCUCAAAGGCACUCCGACGUACGGACUAGCGAAAUGACUGUUUCGGCGCCUCAAAUUUCUGACCGCUGA
This is a messenger RNA of Spirometra erinaceieuropaei, 723 nucleotides long. NCBI's taxonomy places the organism in Eukaryota, Metazoa, Platyhelminthes, Cestoda, Diphyllobothriidea, Diphyllobothriidae. The record is from the annotation of a GenBank genome assembly.